Messenger RNA from Cydia pomonella (codling moth), 7115 nucleotides. RefSeq names its product U4/U6.U5 small nuclear ribonucleoprotein 27 kDa protein (gene ytr). The record is from RefSeq and is a predicted model, not a curated record. Gene Ontology annotation, biological process: RNA splicing. Bases 244 to 705 code for a protein of 153 amino acids. The transcript has 2 exons. Lineage: Eukaryota; Metazoa; Arthropoda; Insecta; Lepidoptera; Tortricidae. Gene Ontology annotation, cellular component: precatalytic spliceosome.
GUCAAUAACUUGUCAUCUGAAUUAUAGAUUCAAACUUAAUAAAAUAAAAAAUAAUAAUUCAGUUUCAAAGUUUGAAUAACCGUUUUGUCAUUUUGAAUUGACAAUGCAUGACCCCCUAAGGCUAGCGAACGAAACGCUGCAGCACAUUCUAACAAAAAUGGCGUUCGCGUAGGUUGUGCGUUACUGUUAUCUUUUUGUUUGAUUUCAAAAUUUUAAAACUGUUGACAUAAAACUAAGAGAAAUAUGGGUCGGUCGCCAAGUCCAAGGCGGCGGGAAGAUAGGUUAGAUCGGCGGAGAAACAGAGAUCACGACCGGGACCGGGACCGCGAGAGGCGAAGACCGCGCACGCGAUCCAGGUCUCGCUCCCUAGACCGCAGACGACGCUCCCCGGACCGCAGAAGGUCGCCCUCGCCCGCUAGACGACGCCGUUCGCGUUCGAUCUCUCCAGGGCCGUCUUCGUCUUUUGUAGCUAAAAAGAAGACUUUUGGGGAGCGGCCGAUCGUCACCCCUGCUGAUUUGGAGGGAAAAUCUCCUGAGGAACAAGAAAUGUUGAAAGUUAUGGGCUUUUGCGGCUUCGACACGACAAAAGGUAAGAAAGUCGAAGAUAAUGUUGAAGGUGAAGUCCACGUUGUUUUAAAACGAAAAUACCGACAGUACAUGAAUAGGAAAGGAGGUUUCAAUCGACCGUUGGACUUUGUCGCGUAGCACCGACCCGUAAAUGGUUCCGCACAAUCUAAUUUCUAUAGAAUUUUCUGUUUUCUCAAGUUUUUUGCGACAUUUUUAAUGUCGUUGUGAUAUUACUGUUGUAGGUGAACACACUAUUGUUAUUUGGAUGCACAGCUAUGACUGCAGCUUAUUCAAUGACUUAAAUAUGUUAGUGUCUAUUUUAUACAGAUAAUAGAAUCUUAAAUAUUACAAUAAUAUGAGAAUGGAAUUUUACUUCCCAUUUUUAUUAGCUUAUGGUCUAGCUUAGUUGAGCCUAGGCCGUAGUCAUUUAUCAAAAUUCAGUAUUGUAACUGUUUAACAUGUUCGCAGAUGGUAAGUGACAUCAUGAUAGUCUAAAGGAAACACAAAACUAUGCAACUAUUAUAGCAUUUGUGUCUGCAAAUGGGUUAGUUGUACAUUUCAAUAAUUGUUGUUUUUGUUUAUAUUGAAGUUUUAUGCAAGAAAUAUCAAUACUCAUACUAAAACACCAGAAGUGACAACCAAAUUCAUUUUAAAUUAAGAGUAUGUUGACAACAAAAUCUUGAUUUCAAUAGAACUUGGUUGGCACCUGACUUAUUUCAUUAAACAACAGAUUUUCUACAUCUGCAAAAAUGCCAGAAGAAAAUUUCUGGAUAAUUUUACAAUUUUCAAAACUGAGUUUCCAUAUUGCAUUACGCGACAUAUGGUUUUAAUUCCAUUUAUAGUCAAUCUAUACAUUUUUUUAAAUUAAAAUAUUAUUUCUCAUCAGAUAGAUUGGAGCAGUAAAGCUGCUCAAAAACAACUCAACAAGCACUUUAACGCCUUGACAAUAAAGGUGUGUUCAGAUAUUUAUGAACUCUUUGGCCGCUCCGAUGUAUCUGAUGGCGACUGUACAUGAUACCACCACAUUUUUACCAAGUAGACACUAAAACAAAAUGGCUGCCUUAAACAAGUGUGUUCACAUGUAACAUGUGUUGAUUCCAUUUUUUACUUAGCAUAAGUGUUAUGACAAUGUUUACCAUGUUUUACUGGGGGAGGCCUGUGUUUAGACUUGAAUCUUAGACUACUGCAGAAACAUUUGCAAAUGAUUGUUUGUAUUUUUAUACUCAAGAGUCUCAAGACUAGAGUUGUGCCAUUCUCCAGAAUGUUCUCCGUUUACUAUGAGGAAUAUUCUCGAGCGAGAACAUUCCCUAUACAAGAACAAUCUCGAGAAUGGCACAACUAUACUCAAGACUACAUUUUGGAGACCACUGCCAAUUUUGUAGCUUCUGAUUUAUAAUCUAAAUAAUGUAGUGGCUACAGUGACCAACAGGGAACCAGUACGAACAGUUUUAUCCCAGAAAAUGAGGGUAGGGAACUGAUUCUGCAUUUUUUUUAAGACUAUGGAUUCCAGCCCUUCAAGGUUCACAUAGAAGAACAUUCGUGUUCGAGUGACGACCUGAGCUACGAGACGCGUAUGUAAACGGUGGGCGAAAGACGCGCUUGCUGUUUACAUUCGCGUUCGGCUUUUCAUUCGGUUACAAACCUGAUACCGUACCGAUUGUGUUUAAAAUCGAUUCGAUCGACCAGCUUUUGAGCUGUGGCCGAGGCACGAAACGAGCCGUUAGUACAUUUCUGCAGCUAUACUCUGUAUCUUUAGGUAUUUAAAUAAAAGUAAACAAACAAUUUGUACAUUUUCGGGUAGUUAUAACAUUUAUUGGUUAACCAACCAAAUACAAAACCGCCUGGAUCUGUCACAGAACGACCUGACUUUAACCUACAUUAUAUGGUCAUGUAAUGUUUUUAUUUACACUCAACUGGCUUAAGGAGCCAUUUGAGGGUAGAUUUUGUUUACCUUUUUUUAAAUACCUAAAGAUACAGAGUACAGAGUCUGUGCUGAAAGAGAAGAGUUGUGAAAUGUAUGGGAUGCAAUACAUUAUAUGACUCUUCUCUUCGCACAGACUCUACUACAGUUUUGCCACAUUAAUCAGCGUCCUUAUUUUCUUGGAAAAAAAUAGAAGUGUCGCAUACUGCUUCCCUGUUAGUCACUGGUGGCUUCUAUGUUAGCUGUUCUUGUAUAACAUUCUGAAUUUAGGUUUUAUCUAGAUUUGAUUGUUUUUUUAGGUUGUCUUCCAUAUUUAUGUUUAUCUUUAACAGAUUUAUCAAUAAUACAUAAUGCAGGGUUGGAAAUCUGUUAAUGUGAUUGUAUAUAAAAUCAUUUUUUUUUUAUUAUGGGAAAUUAUUAUCUCAUAGUCAAGAUAUAUUUCCUGAAACAUUAAGUCUACUAUGUCUAGACACAGGCUUUGCACUCAUUUGUUUUGCCAAGUGCCUUAAAAGUUUAAAAUCAGUAAAAUGGAAAUGUCAAUAAAUAUGAAAUUUGUGUUUAUAAAAUAUUGCACAAAAAGAAACCACUAGUCACUAUUCCAAUAAGAAAACUAUUGACAUUUCACUCCUUAUUUGGUAGUAAGUUUACUGUAGGAUGUGAAAAAAAAACUACAUUCAACAUUUGAAUGAACAUGUAAACUUAUAACCAAGAUCAAAAUUAGUUUUUUUGAAAUCAAUCCUCAUUCAUUCACUUUCUAAAGUAUGGACGCUAAGGACGAAAAAUUUCGUUAAUUGACCCUCCAUUUCUUAUCUCACGCACGCGCAUAAUUAUAUUGGUUUCUCGCUCGCACAGUGGCAUUGACUGAACAUGAGCGGGACAGCAAUAUAAUUACGCGCGCUCGAUAGAGAUACAAGCAGGCGGGUCAGUGUACGAUAUUCUUCGUUCUUAGCGUCCUUACUUUAGGAUAAAUAACUAUCUUUAUACUAUUGAUUACAAAUUUUAAGGCUCCUGGCAAAACACUAAUCGUAAGCUAGUUAUAAGCCCGCUAAACAGUCCCAGUGCGCAGCCGCGGCCCGCACUGGUCCGGUCCACUGUGUACCCGGGGCUCACUCUGCACCGGGUGCACACACCAAGAAGCGCUACGAGUCGAAUCUGCCACUAAUUUUAAUCUGUGUACCUUCUGGUUAUAAGCUAUUGACAACAGUAUAGAAAACCUGAAGAAUUUGUGGUUGUCGCUAGGCAGUCAGUUCCUUAACGUAAGUACCCACAUUUUAAUACAGCGUUGGUAUUUAAUUUGGGGCAUACUGUUUGUCUUGGCCACGUAACGCACGCACGUGAGUGUGAGAAUAUUAAACAUCAUUAUUUGAGACUGUUUCUGCAUUCGAGAUAAUCUUGAUUAUCCAAAUGAACUGUUCAAUUUUAUGUCUAGGAUGUAGAAGCAUGCUCUAAGCUGGUCUUUUUGACAUAUUUGCUCAUAUAUUGCUUGUGUCUCUUUUAUUAUUAUAUUACAAAAGGAAAUUACACAAGUAUGUUAUGGGCGAAUAUUUCUAAAUGAUUUUUUGGUUUUAGUGACCGCAGUGUAAGCUAACUGCAUUGACUUUAACAGAACAAGUUAUGAAAGUGUCAUUGUUUUAUACAAAUACGUUUAUCAUGACAUCCCACACUUUGUCUUAGCCAAUGCAGUGUUAUCAUGGUCCGACUAAACUUAUUGCAGUUGAAUUUCUCCACAUUUCUAUCAGAAGGUACAAGAUUGUUUAUAAGACUGAACGCUGCCUGCCCUGUUCCGUUUCCCGCGCUCCGCGCCACACACAUAGCCUUAGAUACAGAGUUAUUUACACACACACUCACAUUCCCCCUGUCCUCCACAUGUACAAUAGUCAAGUCUGGGUUGCCAGAGUCAAAUAUCAUGAGGCUAUUGCCAGAAUGCCGACCUGUUUUUUUUUUUAAUAUAGGCAUUUUGUGCAGUGCUUUAUUGAGAUAUUUAAUUAUUUUUUUUAACCCUAAAUGAUCUAGAUUUUUUUGACUGUAAUAAUUUUUUUUUUAAAGUAGCCGUCUGGCAUGUUGAGAUAUAAAUUUCAUAAUUUUGUGUUGUCAACAUAAUGACAAAAAAAUCUCAAUAAAGCAUAAUCUGGUUUGAUGAUAUUAUACUCUGUCGACACAGAUACCAUAGCCAAUAUACAAUUUUAUACAAUUGUUGAUAUUUUUUACUGAUAUAUUGCACCCGCGGCGCGCGGGGGGCACGGCCAGCAAAACAUAUCUAUAUAAUGAUAUAUAAUGUACAACAUUGGUGGUAAAUCCGACUCCGAAACGCUUGUCACACCACCUACACUUUUGAAUGAAUCGAAAAUACAAAAAUGUUCUUUCACAUGCUGUAAAAAUAUCUACAGACAAUAUAUUUGCAAGUUUAGUUACUUUUGGAUGCAUCCUUGAUGAUGCAUAAUAAUUACAUUGGGUGCAUUCUAAUUUUUAUUUUACCAAUGAAAAAACCACACCUUUUGGGAGGGAUUAGAAAAUAUUGUUUUCCCAAACAUAAUAUAAUCGACAGCACGAUUUUGUAACAAUAUGUAUGUAAACCAUUUUAAUUUUUAGAGGGUAAAAGUUGUAAUGGGUAUCAGCAAAGAGAAUUUGAAAUAGAGGUGGAUUGUCAAAGAACGUUUCGAAGCCAAUUUACUGCCAUCUUUUGACACAUGAUUAAAAACUUUUAGAACGCCAUUUGAUAAGAUGUUAAAUAUCAAAAAGUGGCGCCAUCUACUAGAACAUAGGCCAAAGGUAUGGCGGCAUCUUUUAACAGUUUUAAUCAUGUGUCGAAAGAUGGCAGUAAAUUUACUGUACUUGUAGCUAUAAAAUUUACUUUUACAAUCCACCUCCAUUUCAAAUUCUCUUUGGUAUCAGAAAGGAAAAUGAGUCAAUGAUAAAAAAAAAACUUUCCAUCAUUUUCAUCUUACAGUUUCCGAGUUUUAGUUGUCUGUGAUACAUUUGUUUUUCUAUACCAAGUAACAAUAUCGCAACUCUCUCUUACUUUAUUACAAUUCUGUAAUUUAUUAACCAAAGAAAGAUCAGAUUGUAAUAAAUACACUCUGUCUUUUGAUUUGACGUAUUCGUGCUAUGAUAAGAACUGUUAGGGUCCUGAAGAUUCUGAAGUUCUAGUCUUUUUGUGAAACAUUACUUUAGAUCAGACAAAUAAUAUAAUAGGGAGUAUUACUGCAAUGUUCUGCCGCCCGAGUGCAGCACUAGCACCCUUCGUAAACCAUAGAGUAACUAUAGAGUAACUUAUACAUACUGUGGCUUAAACUGUUUUUGUCAAGUUUUCACAGAUAAUAAAAUAUGACAUUGAUGCAUCAAGGCGGUUUGUUUACAAUUGGCCUAACGGCAAAUCCGAAAAUCGAAAUUUAGUUAUCUACCUGUUCAUCGCUCGAAUAUGCAAGUGAUAGAGAGGUUAGUUAACGAAAUUUUUCGGGGUAGACCCUCAGAUUGUGAUGGAUUGUGGUAGUGGCGCCCCCUACGCAGAGCUUCGUGUAAUAUUCCCUAUUAAAAUACGUUCUGCUAAAAGGACAUAUUAAUUUCAUAUUUUAAACUAUAUCUGAAUUAAUUGUACUAUUUUAAAUUACGUUAGCAUUAAAGGUUUUGUACGCGUCUAAAAACAUGACGUAAAUAUUAGCCCAACAUAUUCUUCAUUAAUAUUUCACAUUUUGUGAUAUUUAAACUCGUAAAAAACUUGUUAUGUUUAAUACUUAGUUUCAACGUUCAUAAAAAGAUUUAUAGUUUAUUUAAAAAUAACAUUUCACGUGAUAUGUGAAGAUUCAUUCCCACUUGUAUAUACCAUGAUUUAUUUAUACUUAUGUAUCAUUAAAAGUAAGUGAUUCUGUUUGGUUUAAAAAUGUAUAAAACAUUAACCUGUAAAUUGUGUGCCCUUGGCAUUUUUGGAUUUAAGUAUAGUUUAGAUAAAACAUAUUAAAAAACCUAAUUUAGUAUUUAUAUAGUUGUAAAAUAUGUUAUGGACAUUUUGAAAACGCUCAAACUUCUGUGUCAAACGGUCUUUCGGAAAUAUAGGGUGUUCUCAAAAUGUAGCAUUUGUCAUAUUACAUGACAUUAUCAAUGUAACUGAAUUUUGCCAGAUUAUAAACAUAUGAAAUAAUUAUUUACGAUACAAGUACGAUAAAUGGGAAAUUUGCAAGGAGUGGGGAUAAACUAAAACACGACCCAAGGAGGUGUUUUAAAUCGACACGAGUUGCGAAUUACCUUUUCGCACGUGUAUAGUGCAACGUUUUACAGUACAUAUGACCCUUUAAAUUUUUGACAUAGGCAUGUAUAGCGCUAAUUACCGCACUAGUGUGUAAAUUAGCACAUUAUGUAACUAUGUCGAAAAUUUAAAGGGUUUAAUUUAUCGCCACUCAUUGCGAAUAGGAAAUUCGUAACGAGUGGCGAUAAAUUAAAACGUGACCGAAGGGAGUGUUUUAAAUCGACACGAUUUUUCGCACUUGUAUCGUAAAUAACUAUUGUGAUGCUAAAUGAUAAUGUUAUGUAAUAAUAUCUUAUAUUGUUUUUUAUGAGUGCUUUAAAGUCAAAAUAUAUUUUAUGUAAGUAAUGCAAGGGCAAGUUUAAACUGUAAUAAAUCAUUUUGGAUUAA